CGACCUAGACAAAGAAACAGAAAAUCAUCCAACAAUUGUGACCAUAUUCCUGCUUUUGUUCCAGAAGAAGAUUAAAUAAACUCCAUGGUUCUCUACAAAAAUUGGCCCAAGUAUUUUCAAAAAGGUCAAAGGAGUGUGAGAAUACCUUGAGGAUGAAGCUACCAUGUUUGAGGAGCUUCAUCACAAAUUCAUGAAAGACAAAGCUAUCUACAAGGUUUAAAAGACACCAAUUUAAAGUUUGAGGAGGACAGGGAGAGGUCUAUAUGCGAUAUGAGAAACUAAGGAAAAGGAGAACACAAUGAUAUCCAAACAAGAGAGCUUCUGUACACAAGAUCUUGCUCAAUUGGAAUAACGCUCAAGAAAAAAGAAGCGGGAUGACAAAAAUUUCAGCAUAUUGAGGAAAACUCUUGGCUAUUUUCUGGAUGAGUGAAAGAUUAACUUCUCUUCAUUUGACUCUAAAGACCAGUGGCUCAGUUAACAGAGCAUGGCUCAAUUGUGGUUGUUAGCAUUGCUCACAUUAUAGGAAGAAGAAAGGAGCUGAUUUUGGCUGGAUUCUUGUUUUGUUAGAGCCCUUGUGACUGCACUAGCACCAAUCUAUUCCUUCUGAUAAUUGGACAUGUUACUUAUGGGGUGGCUAAACUGGUAAGUAAGACUGAUCAUGAUUUAUUAGUGGCUGCCAGGAUUUAGUUUAUAAAUGUGCAUUUCAACAGGGAAGAUUCUUGAAAAUUAGUACAAGAGAAGAGAAUUUUCAUGAAGUUCAUGAUUGGAACACAUGCAGUUUCAGCCUUUCAGGUAUAUUUUUCCACUACAGUCGCAGAAGUAGAUUGAUGGUCACAACAAUCUUGGUAAAACUUGUAUCUAGUCUUGUAGGUUGCACAUGGACUUGAACAUAUUAAUGUCUUUUGCUUUCAGGAAAUAAGCUUGCAAAAAUAGAACAAGAGAAGAGAGAUGUCAUCAAAUUAGUGUGAAAGAAAUUAAAGUUUGUGAUUAAAUUUUGGAAGGAAGAAGAAAGGAGCCCUUGCCCUUGUGACUUCACUAGCACCAUUCUAUUCCGUUUGAUAAUUGGAAAUGUUACUUACGUGGUUAAACUGGUCCAGUUAUCCCGAUUUCUUUCACCCUCGCACUGUGAAAGACAAGGUCUCCAAGAGAAGAAAUGGGUCCUGCUUUCAAUUUUCAACUCCAGUUUUCAAGGUAUUGGGGAUCAAUACAACAUUUAGCAGCAGAGAACGACGUGGUUUUAGUAUGAGGAACAUGAAUGCAUCAAGGGAAGAUGCUUGAAAAUUAGUACAAGAGAAGAGAAUUUUCAUUAAGUUCAUGAUCGGAACAUAUGCAGUUUCAUUCUUGUAGGUUGCACAUGGACUUGAACAUGUUAAUGUCCUUUGCUUUCAGGGAAUAAUAAGCUUGCAAAAAUAUAACAAGAGAAGAGAGUUGUCAUCAAAUAAGUGCCAAAGCAAGAAUCGUUUGAAGAACUUGCAUCUCUAAAUUAUACGAUCAACAAGCUGGCCAUGAGUCGCGCUAAGCCUUUGCAUCCCACUUACAUGUAGUUACAGAGAGCUGCCAAGAACUGGAGCGAUUCAAAAGAACUUGAGUGAGCAGGUACGUACCAGAAAAAUCAGAGAUUACACUAGAUACGGAAACGAAGAGAAUAUAUUUAUGGUUCCUUG
This is a messenger RNA of Arabidopsis arenosa, 1664 nucleotides long. The record is from the annotation of a GenBank genome assembly. Lineage: Eukaryota; Viridiplantae; Streptophyta; Magnoliopsida; Brassicales; Brassicaceae.